Molecule: messenger RNA, 1042 nt
Organism: Sapajus apella (tufted capuchin)
Lineage: Eukaryota; Metazoa; Chordata; Mammalia; Primates; Cebidae
Gene: CIMAP1D
Product: outer dense fiber of sperm tails 3 like 2
Exons: 3
Coding region: 664-1038 (124 amino acids)
Source: RefSeq, a predicted model, not a curated record
CUGACCUCCUGAUCCACCCGCCUCGGCCUCCCAAAGUGCUGGGAUUAUAGGCGUGAGCCACUGCGCCCGGCCCCAGCUGCUGCUUUUCUGUCUGUUCCUGUCCCAUUCUCACCACCCCAAACAGAGACAGGUACACAGUAGGUGCCCAGUAAGUGCGCGUGGGAUGGAUGAGUGACAGGAUGAGGGAGUGAAUGCCUCGUGGCUCGGAGCUGCAGCUCCCAGAGUGGUGAGCUUGCUGUCUGACUGUGGGCUGCACCCCGGUGCAGAAACGGGGCCACGCCGCCCUGACCCCACCAGGCCCUCCUGCGGUGAGGCUGUGGGUGUCAUGUUUGUGGGUUUAGUUCCCUGGGGCCGGCCCUGGCCCUCGCGGCCCAGCUCCACCUGCUCCCGGGAGACUCACUGCUGACACCGGACUCUCUCCUGGCCGACACUUGAUCCUGGCCCCACUUCCAGGCCGGUGUCCGUCCGACCAGCCCGCCUCGGGCCAGGGCCCUGCGACUCCCUGGGGCGGGACAAGGGGCCAUCUGUGUGGCCGUGGUGGUGGCAGGGUGUGGGAGGCCGUGAAGGUGGGGACGGUGCCUGGGCCUGUGGCUGCCAGAGCUUUGAGGGAUCAGGAGGUGGCACCGGGCCCCGUGGGUGCUGCGGGGACGUCGCCUGCCCACCAUGGGGACCCUCAGCUGCGACCACGCCCCACGGCUGGGCCGGUGCGUGACGGAGAGCCAGAUUCCGAAGACCGGCCUGAGGAAGUCCUGUGGGACGGCCACCCUGGAGAACGGCUCGGGGCCAGGCUUGUACGUCCUGCCGCCCACGGUGGGCUUCAUCAAGCACGACUGCACCAGGGUGGCCGGCCCCGCCUACUCGCUCGUCCGGAGGCCCAGUGAGGCAGCCCCUCAGGACACCAGCCCCGGACCCGUCUACUUCUUGGACCCCAACGUCACACGCUUUGGACGCAGCUGCACCCCUGCCUACUCCAUGCAGGGCCGCGGCAAGUCUCGGGGUGAGUACCGGACCCACGCAGCCACACAGGGACCCCUCUAAGGCC